Messenger RNA from Onychostoma macrolepis, 3432 nucleotides. It is a transcript of the gene wsb1, whose product is annotated as WD repeat and SOCS box containing 1. Lineage: Eukaryota; Metazoa; Chordata; Actinopteri; Cypriniformes; Cyprinidae. Gene Ontology annotation, biological process: intracellular signal transduction. The record is from RefSeq and is a predicted model, not a curated record. Gene Ontology annotation, molecular function: protein binding.
UGUGUGUUCGAAUCGUUAGGAGGCACGCAGCCAUUACAACACGUUGUAUUCAAACCGAACGCAACGCGAUUCGAGGAACUAGACAAUUACUGGUUCAUUUUAUUUGUUUAAAUUUCAGUUUUAUUAAACUAAAUUUGAACUUUAAAGACGGUACUUCUGUCUGUUUUGCUAGCAGUCGUAUAUGUAAAUAUAGUCAGCGUUGCGUCGACGUGAGACGCUCCGCAUUCCCAGGCAUUUGACCCAAAGGAGGCACGCGCAUACAGCCUUUUUCGUUUGUUCAGCGCAUUCAUUUGAACGCCUGUAUUUCGUUAACCAAGAAGAUUCAGAUUUAAGAGACUCGCUUCGAUUUAGAUGGCAAGCUUCCCAGAUUUUGUCAACGAAAAUGAAAUAGGUAAAGCCAAGUUCAUCGGGGAACUCAUACCUCCUGUUGCUCCCUUUGACCAGAAAUCUGGACGGGAGACUUGGACUGUAGCUUUUGCACCUGAUGGUUCCUACUUCGCUUGGUCUCAAGGGCAUCGAAUUGUGAGACUUGUACCAUGGAAAAAAUGCUUAGCCAGCUUUUCUGUAAGAAAGGAAGAUCGGUCAAGUGGUGCAGGUCCUCGACGACUGUCCCAGCAGGACAGUGAGGGCAGUCUGCUGCCAGGCGAGCCCAGAGAGCACACCAUCGACUGCGGUGACAUCGUUUGGGGCCUGGCCUUUGGCUCUUCUGUUCCUGAAAAGCAGAGUCGCUGCGUUAAUAUAGAAUGGCACAGGUUCAAGUUUGGCCAGGACCAACUACUGCUGGCCACGGGCCUCAACAAUGGCCGCAUCAAAAUCUGGGACGUCUAUACAGGAAAACUUUUGCUGAAUCUGAUGGACCACACAGACAUUGUGCGAGACCUAACGUUUGCCCCAGAUGGGAGUUUAGUGCUGGUUUCUGCCUCAAGAGACAAGACUCUACGCGUAUGGGACCUCAAAGAUGACGGUAACAUGGUGAAAGUACUCCGUGGCCAUCAAAACUGGGUCUACUGCAGCGCUUUCUCACCGGAUUCAUCUGUCCUUUGUUCCGUAGGCGCAGGCAAAGCGGUCUUCCUGUGGGACAUGGAUAAGUACACUCUGAUCCGUAAGCUGGAGGGCCAUCAUAACGACGUGGUGUCCUGCGAGUUCUCUCCUGAUGGGGCCUUGCUGGCCACAGCUUCCUACGACACCCGUGUCAUCGUGUGGGACCCUCAUACAGCCACCGUUCUGCUCGAGCUGGGGCAUCUCUUCCCUCCUCCCUCACCCAUAUUUGCAGGAGGAGCAAAUGAUCGAUGGGUUCGCUCUGUCGCUUUUUGUCAUAACGGUCAGCACAUUGCCAGCGUCACUGAUGACAGACUGGUGCGUUUCUGGAGAAUCGAUGAGAAGAGUCCUCAAGCCAUCGCCCCUCUCACUAACGGCCUCUGUUGUGCCUUUUCUACUGACGGAAGUGUCUUAGCUGCUGGGUCUCGUGACGGCAGUGUGCAUUUCUGGGCUUCUCCACGCAGCAUUGCAAGCCUUCAGCACCUGUGCCGCCUGACCCUGCGGCGAGUCAUGCCCACCCAGCAGGUUUAUACGCUGCCCAUUCCUUUCUCCAUGCAAGACUACCUGGCAUACAAGACGCUUUAAGUUGGAACGCAAAACACGGCACUCUGUGAAACCAAUGAAAUGUGUGGGUUGUUUUUUUAUUUUUUUUUUUUUUCCUCUCUUUAAUAAAUAACAAAACAAAAAAAGUCUGCUCAAACCAACCCCCUAAUGAAGGUGAGGUUGGUUCUUUUUGUAUUUAUUUAUUUUUCUAAUUUUUUUAAAGUUUAGUUUUCCUAGUUGCAAGUGUAUUUCAAUGCUUUGUUCAAAUUUGUCCUUUUUUUUUUUUUAAGCCCAUAUCUGGUAGUGGCCUUCAGACAGCCUUAAUAUAUCAGCGGACCACAUUUUCUUUUCUUUUUUUUCUGGCACAAUUUGUACAGCACCUUAGAGUUGGUAAAUGAUGGGUGAAAGUGGUGCUUUCUCUGGCUCGGUUUAAGAUAUUCCUAAACUGAGUUUAAAGCGAUGUGACGGGGGGGUUGUCUCCCGAAUGUUCUGCAGUGUUUUCUUUUUCCGUGCUGGCUGUGAGAGGGAUUGAAGGGAAGUGACAAUGUGAAAGUGUGUAUGUGUGCGUGCAUGUGAUGGGCGAAAUAUAGUUGGGUAGUUCAGGGCCACAGGCAGUGCCUCCCCUUGACGUGCCUCUUUAGAGAAAAGAAACAUCCACACGCUAAUGCUGCUUCAGUAAUGGCCUUUAUCAUCACAAGCCUAAAACUUCUUUAACACAUGGGCUAAUUUGUUUCUUCCACAAAUUGUAUAUUUUUUACCUGUACAGAGAUUUGUAAAGGCACGUGUAUAUGCAUAUGUUUGUGUAAAUAUAUAUAUGUAGCUUCAAUUUUUUUUUCCCCAUGCUUCUCAUACAUCACUUUAUAAUGCUUGUAUUGAACGUCUGCUCUGUAAAUGGUCUGUUCUCUUGUGCGAUGCUGUUGUUUUGUGGGGAAUGACACAGGUUUGCUUUGAGGAGAAACUGCCAGCCAGUUUGAUAUUAUUUUAAUUUUUUUUUUUUUUUUUUUAACUAGCAGUGAAAUUUAUGCCACAUCUUUGAUUUCUCGUUCCAAAUAAAUUGGCACUUGUCUCUCCACUUAACUCACAGUUGAACCUCAGUCUGUUAACACUUAAGACAUUUAAGACAGCCUUGUGCGUUUUAACAGAGAGCCAAAGUGAGGUUUUGUGGAGGUAGUUUUGUUUGGGAAUGUCUCAUCUACCUCUCAUUUUGAGGAACUGGUUUAUUGGAUGUCCUGGAACAAAAAGGCAUGGUUCUGUUUAUUGAUUGUAUAACGUAUGUGACCCUGCCUGUCAUUUAAAGCAACUGAAUGGUAUCAAUUAAGAAUGUGGCAAAUUCAUCUGGUCAAACAGUCUUGGCAAUAAAAAUGUGUGGAAAAAGCUGAUGCCAAAGAUCCCCUUGGGUUCUUAUUGAUGUGAUGGGCACAGUCAAUUUUCUCUUUCCCUCAUUUAUGGCUAAAACUUGAAAGUCUUUUUAUGUAUGUCUGUUUUUCUGCUUGGGUGUAUGAAGAAAGCUGAUGUUCAACAGAUUGGGUUUUCUUUAGACAGAUUCCUAUAAAGUAGAUCUAGAAAAGAUACAUAGAUGCACUUCAGUGUUCAAACCAAAAUUUUAGCAGUUGCAGUUCUUUAGAAUUUGGUGGUAGUAGUUUUCAAUCAUUAUUGAAUAUUAUAGAGAUGCUUGGAAGCUAGUUUAUUUGUCCAACUGUUUCAGACAGAAUACCUAAUGCUGUGCUCAACUGGAGAAAGUGAGUUUAUCAACAAAAAAGUUAUUUUAUGAGACUGUAUUUCUGUUUUUCUCCUCCAGUUAAUGGGGAUUUUGUUUAUUUUAUGAUUGUCGAAAUAAAGUAUUUUAAAUCA